This is a messenger RNA of Aspergillus thermomutatus, 2658 nucleotides long. RefSeq names its product putative C2H2 transcription factor. Gene Ontology annotation, biological process: DNA-templated transcription. The coding region runs from base 1 to 2658 and encodes 885 amino acids. The record is from RefSeq and is a predicted model, not a curated record. The transcript has 6 exons. Lineage: Eukaryota; Fungi; Ascomycota; Eurotiomycetes; Eurotiales; Aspergillaceae. Gene Ontology annotation, molecular function: zinc ion binding; DNA binding.
AUGAGGCCGAAUCAGGAGCGGACGAUACAAGCAACAAUCGUGUUCGUGAAGUUCGGCUCAACUCCGCCCCUGGUCAAACCAAGUGCUCGAUUUGCCAUAGCACUUUUCGAAGACCUGAGCAUCUCAAGCGUCAUUUUCGAAGCCACACCAAGGAGAAACCCUUCGAAUGUGCGCAGUGUGGACGUCAUUUCUCAAGAACAAUGCCAGUAUCCAACGGAACGACGCUCCAAAGCCAAAACGCGGAAGGAAGUGGUCCAGAACCUGUCUUCUGAUGGAAACAGUACGAUUUACGGGCAAGCUACUCAGCAUGAGUCCCCUUCUUCAACAGCAGGUGUUGAUGUCCACGGAGCGGAUAUCAGAGAGCAGUCAAGAAAUGAGCCUCCGAGAUUUCAAAUUACCGAAUUUCAACUAGAUCUCACGGGCUCACAUCGUAUGGAUACAUCAUCGAAGGACACGCCUGCAGAGGGGCUGCACGGACCUCCUCAUGGGGAAUCGUCAGAGCAUCAGAAUGGUCCACCAGUAAACGAGCCGGGUGAUUUGAACUCUCGAAUGCUCUUGUCAGAUCCUGGUGGUUCGCACGACACACGUGUAUCGUUGUCUGGGUAUGAUGAUUUGAGCUCGCAGCAAUUGUAUUCACAAUUGCCAGCAGCUAGCGCUCAGACGUUUCGACAAGAAUCGACUUCACAACUCGACCAUCGGUCGAGAAACAUCCAGCAACCAGGAGCAGCCACAUCCAAUCUCAACCUGGAAUUGACGGGAGUUGGAGGCCAGCAAAUUCAACUCGGGUUCGAUCCGCCGUUUUUAGAUCAAUCAAUGCUUUCUACCUUGAAUUGGCUGCCUAAUGAUAUGUUCCCCGAUACAACGAGCGAUCAUUCUCUGUCGAGGCUUCCUCCGCUCUCGGACCAGCUGAGUAUCCUGGACGAGCCGGUGAGUCGAACAGCAUGGCUACCUCCUGUCACCAGCAUGCGGCAGGUGAGUCCGUCUGCGCGAGAAAAUCACUCACACACCCCUUCCGGGCACAUGUCUUUGGACACGGAUGCGGAGAGUCCGGGCCGAUUUUCCCGCAGCAUUGGGGAAGGUUCGUUACACUCGGAGCCCUCAAACGCCACCAAGCGGUCGGCAGAUUUCUACGUGGACGGCGCUGGAGCUCGACUACCAAAGUACAGACGGAACAGAACUUCGUGGUCAAGAUCGUCUGCAGAGCCUAUUGAGAUUCUGUCACCCUUGCAUCAGCAUGAUACGCUACAUCAAUUCUCGUUUCCACUGAUUCAGGAGGUGAGGGCAGACUUCAUUUCGGAUGAGGAAGCGGUCUUCAAUCGUCAGAUCGAAGCUCCGACCUAUGAUAAAAUCUACCACUCGUUCCUCCAGUUAUGCCACACGGACAACCCUCUCUAUCCCAAAUUCGAGACUGGUAACUUUCCCAGUGCGGAUGCUCUUUCAAGCUUCGUACAUCUUUACUUCGACUCAUUCCAGCCCGUGUAUCCCAUGUUCCAUUCCCCUACAUUCAAUCCAAACAGCUGUCAUUGGCUUGUGACACUGGCUAUAUCAGCAGUCGGCUGUCGUUUCUCUGGUCUCGCCGCUCUUGAUGAGUGUACUACAGCGUUUGACGAAUUCCUUCGGCGGGCUAUCAAUAUUGAGGCUAUGACGCUCAACUGCAUCGGGCUGGUACACAGUAGUAGUAACGAGCAAAGUAAAGUGUCUACACUCAAUGCUUUCAGCGACCUUGUCAAUUUCACCAUUCAAGAGAGAUUGCUCUGCGCCGCAAGCAAGUCAACAGCCCAGUAUGGUGAUCUUCCGCUGGAACAAAAGUGGCAUGACUGGAUUCAAGAUGAAAUACGGAGACGGACCGGGUAUCUGAUAUGGCUACUUGAUUGUUCCCUCGCGUACCACUUUGAUCACCGGCCUUUGCUGUCUUUGGACGACGGGCAGUGUUCAUUACCGUCUCAUGAGAAUCUCUGGCAGUCUCACUCGGCCGAACCCUGGCGGAAUGUCCUCGAGAGAACUUCUGGUUCGAGAGAUAUCUCUCUUUACAAUGCGGUGCUCACAAUCUAUGUCGAGAAGAAGCUCGUCCCAGAGAUCGGAGAAUUCAGCCAUGUCCUUCUUAUUCACGCUCUCUAUCAUCGAAUGUGGGAGGUCGGUGACUAUUUUCGCCGUCCCUUAUCGUUCUGGAAUCCGACUGCAAAGAAGCAGUCCCUUGAUACCGCUAUCCCAUCGGGGUCUGUCUGGCUACCAGGCAUUCCAUCGUACUCGAAAUGGCGCAACAGCGCGUGUGAUUGCUUGGAUAUUUUGCAUUGGACGGCAAACAGCACUAUCGCCAAAGCAGCAGGACUUGAACAUCCUACCGUGCUACACCUCCAUGCUGCGCGAAUUGUCCUCCUCGCCCCAUUCCGUGAAAUUCGUUCUCUGGCGACCUCAUUGGCAACGGGCAAGAUUCGCUGGAGCGAGCAUCAACAAGCCCUUGAGUGGCAUUACAUAUUACGCUGGAUCAAACACGACCAGUACAAAGCUCGUCUUGCGAUCAUACAUGCAGGCACAACCUUGUGGCACUACUCACUUUAUGGGCGUAUGGCUCAUGUCAUGUUCAAAUAUCCCAAGAUCCCAACUCAAGAUAUGGACCACGGCAUCAUCCAGUCCGCGAACCAACAUUCAUCCACCUAG